AUGGAAGGAAUAUGUAGAAGUUGUUUAACAAAGUGCAGUAAUCCGUUAAAGUAUUCUCAGAAGAAUCGAAGGCUUUUUCAAUAUUCUACUGGAAUUAAGGUGAAACAAGAUGACUUCUUGGUGUUCCAACUCUGCCGUGAGUGUCAUUCUAAUAUGAGAAUAGCAUGCAAGUUUAAGAAAUCAUGUAGGAACAUCGAAAAGCAGUUUAAAAGCUAUUUAAAUUCUAAGGAAGUCGAGGAAAGCAUCGAUAUUAGUGCAUUUAGCAAUUUCAUCAAAAGGCAUGAUGAAACAUUUAAAUUCAGAUCACCAAAAUAUAAACACAUUGCUACACCAAAUUAUAAUCGGAACAAAGAAGAUGAUAAUGUUUCAACCACAAGCAUGCGCAAUUUUCUAAACGACCUACUGCCAGGUAAUGAGAUACCUGAUAAUGUGGCUCGUAUUGUGAGUGAGGUCAUAAGGGAGGAAGCAGACAUUUCUGAUGAUUCCCUCGAAUCGCAUUGGCUUCAGGAUGAACCUUCAGUAAUAUCAGAUCUUAGAUUUGAUUUUGGAUUGAGUCCCUGUUCAACAACUCGAUCAGUUAUCAAUGACCACUGCUACACAUUACCCUUGCAAUACCAAAAUCUUAUUAACUAUGAUAAAUCAAAAACAACAGAUUGUAUGCAAGACGAAAAUUAUCAAGGAAAUUAUACAGAAGUUACAAAUCAUGUGCCAGUGUUUAAUAUAGAAGAUAAUGUUCAAGCUAAUAGAUGUGUUAUCGAUAAGAAUUUAGACAAGGCUUUGUUAGAUGAGAGUACAGAUAAAAUUGCACUAGAAGAUUUACUAGCUACACCUCCAUUGAUACCAAAUGCAUGGAAGCCAUCUACGCCAACAAUUAACAACAUUUUGUUUGGUGAUAAACUCGAUGAUGAUAUUACAAAAGUUGGCACCACCAUAGAAACAUAUGAAGGUGUAAAGGGAACGGUUGAUGUGCUUGAUGAAUUUUUGAUACUUAAGGGUUUUACUCGAGAGGCAGAUGUCAACCAUGAAGGUGUUAAAAAGAAAAAGUCAGUAAAUGAUGUUGAUAUCUUAGAAAAUAAUCAAUCGACUAUCAACUUGAACUGCCCUCAUGAACAUGACGAUCAAGUGGAACCUAAAAUUAUUGAUCAUUAUGAUUUACAGAACAAAGUUAUGGGUGAUGAUUUAACUGAUGAGGAAAUUUCUACACAGAGUGAAGAAACCUGUGAUGUGACUAAGAAACCAUCGAUAAAACAUAUGGAAAUACUGGAAAGUGACAAGAAGAUUGUUAUAAGAAUUAAGCGAACACCACAGAUAGUAAUUAAUGACCUUAGCAACAAUAAGAAUCAAGGAGAAACAAAUGAAAGUUGUGAUGGAAAUAAAAAGAAAACAGCUAAACAUUAUGUUAAAGAUAAUGUAAUACAACAAAUCACGGAUAAUGCUAAAAAUGAUGAAGAAAUCUUCAAAAAACCACUCACUCCAAUGGAGAACAAAUAUUGCUUAGAUACAGUUGCAUGUAAAUUAUGCGAAAGGUUUUUUGAAAAGGUGCACUAUUUGAAAGUACACAUGACCAAAAUGCAUAAAUUAAAAAUAAUCACGCCGAAAAUAAAAAGCAGUGUUCUAAGGAUUUGCAAUUACUGCGGAAUGGAGACUAGGCAGAGCAAAUCUAGGUUCUUGAAGCACAUUGAGAAUCACAUGAAGAAAAUCAACGGAUUUUCCUGCAAUAAAUGCAAGCUAAUAUUCAGUACAAAGGCUAAGUUGGACAUGCAUGACCAAAUCCACAAUGGUGCUAUCGUUAAGAGGCCUAGCUCCAAUGAAAAGAGUCACGUGUGUGAACUGUGUGGUGGUUCCUUCUCAUCAUCAAACUACCAAAUACAUUUACGCCGUCACAACAAAGACUAUGGCUUCAAAUGCGCGCAGUGCGGUUCCGGGUUCUAUAGGAAAACUGAUCUAACACUACAUAUGCGCACUCACACCGGCGAAAAACCAUUUAAGUGUACUUUCUGUAAAAAGUCUUUUAACAGGCGCGACGUACUCAAUAUACACAUUAGAACGCACACUGGUGAAAGGCCCUUCAAAUGCAACAUUUGUGAUAAAACGUUUACAACGAACGUGAACCUGAAGACUCAUCAAACGCGCGCCAAGGAGUGUCUCAUUCUGCAAGAGAAACUCGCCUUCCCCGACCAAUUAAGAGAGUGGGUGGAAAUUGAAUAA
Messenger RNA from Leptosia nina, 2208 nucleotides. NCBI's taxonomy places the organism in Eukaryota, Metazoa, Arthropoda, Insecta, Lepidoptera, Pieridae. The record is from the annotation of a GenBank genome assembly.